AUGGCGGAAACAACGGCCCUAGCGCCGGAUGACGAGGGGCCGUCGAGCACGGUGCGGCUGAACUUGCUGGAGGUGCCACCCCUGAACCUGCCGCAGAACCUCCUACACUUCAUGCAACGUGAUGAGAUGAAGGAGCCAGCGAAGCCGGCAGACUUGCUGAUCCCCCUGACGCCGUUGAACGAGGAGCACACCGCGGAAGCUGCACAAACUGAGCGUGCUGGGCAUGGCCGCUGCAACCAGAGGUUCCGGCCUUUUCUGCACAAGCCGGCGCGCUCAGCGAGGAACAGCGUGGACCUCAAGUCCGCCCGAGUUGCACAGAACCAGCGCCAGAGAGACUUGUCUCCGAUCACUGCUGCCCGCGAGGCGACGUCGAAGCAGGCCAAGCGAAGGUCACGACGGGGGCGCGGCGGCGACGCGGAGCACGAGCAGUUGCCCUUACAUCGGGAGAUCGAUACGGGAUGGCGGGAUCUGCUGGGUGAGAUCGCCACCUCUUCGCGACGAGUAAGACUGGCCCGAGGCGGGCAGAGCACCAUAUUGCCACCGAGCUCUGGCCGUUCACCCUCCCCCGAACUGCGGACCUCGCCAGAGCCGGAGACAGCCCGCGCCCGCUCCCGAACACGGUCGAGCAGCGCCUCCCCGGGACCUCAGGCGCCUCCACGGCCGGACUCUGCGCAGGAUGACGGCCUGUGGCUCUCCUACCGCAUCACGGAAGAAAAGGUGCCCACCGCAAUCCUGACAAAGCUCUGGAAGCUCGCGGUGGACCCACGGAAGGACGAAGGCAUCGCUCCCCUGGAGCGCGUGCCGAGGCUGACAGUCACCAAGAGAGAGGUCCAAGCGCUGCCAACGGUUCAGGACAUCCUCCAAUGGCGUCGUUGCAACCUGCGCCGGCGGGAGCAGCGGAAGUUGCGCAGGGAGGCAGAGCGGAAUCCUACGCUGGAUGAGAUGCUCAUUUCAAUCUUCGGAGAGCCGGAAGUGGAGAAGCUGUAUUUGGCCGAGACCCACAACCAGCGGCAGCGUGCAGAGAUUCUGCUGCAAGCCCUCAUGGAGGAGAUCGGAUCACCCAGUGCCCCGACCUUCAGCGCACGACAGCGUCAGGCCCAGGAAGAGGAGCUGACGCUCCUCAGGGAGGUAAAUCAGCUCCUGUCGGAUGAUGUCGUGGAUGCCACUCGCGGGUACGAUGCCGUGGAGCCCAAGCUGCUGGGCUCCCGACGACGUGGACGCCGCGGGGCCUUCGAUGAAGGGAAGGCCUCGGCAAAGCUGGCGCUCUCCAUCGCGGAUCUGCAAGCAAGGCAGGACAAGAACGUGGUGCGCAGCAAGAAGCUGCGCCGGGGCGUGGAACAUUCCCGGGCGCUCCAGGCCAUCUCGCCCGACACUACAGUGGAGAAGUACGAGAAAGCAGCCGAGGGCCACAUGCAGGAGGUGGUGAAGACUUGCACCUCCAUCUUCCAGAAAUGCCAGAAGCGAGCCGAUGGCUUCCAUUCGGCCUUCGUGCGGAGGCAGGGAAGCCUAAGCGAGCGACUGCAGCGCAGAGUGAAGCGCCUCCAGUAUGACCACACGGAGAUUCAGCAGAUGAAGGAGCAGUCGAUUCUCCCCAGCGUCAUCGGCCAGCCGCAAUCCAACUCGGAGAGUGCCAACCUCUCCGUGCUUCACUUCUUGAAGCCGCACAGGGUGCACGUGGAAAGAAGAAGGCAGGAGGCCCACUCGAUCUACAUGGCGCAGGUGGAGAAGAUCCAGCACUACCAGCGGCUCCUGGCAGAUCCGAACAGGGAUCCUGACCGGGGGGAGGUCUACCUGAGCCGCUGCUUCCGCUACGUCCUGUCGGCUGGCCUGGCGGUCGAUGCCGCAUACUUCUUCCGAGUUCUGGCACAGAUGGAGCGUGAGGACUUUGAGAAGGCAUGGGAUUACGGAGGGCUGGGAGAACGUGCCACAUGCACGUGGGUCAUGAGGUAA
Symbiodinium natans is the source of this 1950-nucleotide messenger RNA. The record is from the annotation of a GenBank genome assembly. NCBI's taxonomy places the organism in Eukaryota, Dinophyceae, Suessiales, Symbiodiniaceae.